Molecule: messenger RNA, 234 nt
Organism: Cetraspora pellucida
Lineage: Eukaryota; Fungi; Glomeromycota; Glomeromycetes; Diversisporales; Gigasporaceae
Source: the annotation of a GenBank genome assembly
AUGUCAGAGGUUAUACCAACACGUUUCGUAAGUUUGGUCGGUCCAAUAUGUUUAGGUACAAAUUGGACUGCAAAUUUUCUUGUAUCAUUUAUAUUUCCUGUUAUGAAAGAGGCUUUAAAAGAAUAUACUUUUCUCGUAUUUGGCGUAAUAACCUUUUGUUUUGUAAUCCUUACCUGGAUUUUUGUUCCCGAGACUAAAGGAAAAAGCAUUGAAGAAAUAACUUCAAGAAAAUAA